This is a messenger RNA of Auxenochlorella protothecoides, 315 nucleotides long. RefSeq lists its product as hypothetical. The record is from RefSeq and is a predicted model, not a curated record. The transcript has a single exon. Lineage: Eukaryota; Viridiplantae; Chlorophyta; Trebouxiophyceae; Chlorellales; Chlorellaceae. Bases 1 to 315 code for a protein of 104 amino acids.
AUGGUGCCCACUGGGCUGAGAAUUCGUUCAAUAAUCUGGAGGAAGUUCGUGUCGGGACUGGGGUCCCGCCUCCAGCCUCGCCCACGCCGUGUUUCAGGGGCGCGUGCCUUGCGGCACGUCCUCUCCCCGGGGCGGGCCGGCGGGCGGCGCGUCGAGAGCUCCAAUGGGAGCUCUCGCGCGCGGCGCAAGGGGCCUCCGGGGGGUGCCUCGCGGCACCUCCCCUCCUUGCUGGGGCCCGCUCCCUGUCAGUCCAGGGACACAAGGGGCAUGGCUUCCACGGUGUCUGCCGGCAGCACCGUCUUGUCCAGGGCGUAG